GAUACUACAGAGGGAGUGCACACUGGGGACAGUUAGUAGGUGGCUAGUAUGGGAUUUGAGGAGCUGCUAGACCAGGUGGGCGGCUUUGGGCCUUUCCAGCUUCGGAAUGUGGUCCUGCUGGCCCUGCCUCGCAUACUGAUGCCCAUGCACUUCCUUCUGCCCAUCUUCCUGGCUGCUGUGCCUGCCCACCGUUGUGCCCUGCCUGACACCCCUGUCAACUUCAGCCACCAGGACGCAUGGUUGGAAGCCUACCUUCCCCGGGAGCCCGAUGGCAGUCUCAGCUCCUGUCUCCGCUUCACCUCCCCGCAGGCCCUCCCCAACACUACACUGUGGGGAGAAGGGCAGAGUCACAGGGAGCAGCAGGAUGAGACCUCCACAGUGCCGUGCCCUCAGGGCUGGGAGUAUGACCACUCAGAGUUCUCCUCCACCAUUGCAACCGAGUGGGACCUCGUGUGUGAGCAGAAGGGCCUGAACAGAGCCGCUUCCACCUUCUUCUUCGCCGGUGUGCUGGUGGGGGCUGUGGCCUUCGGAUACCUGUCUGACAGGUUUGGGCGGCGCCGUCUGCUGCUGGUGGCCUAUGUGAGUACCCUGGUGAUGGGCCUGGCAUCCGCAGCCUCCGUCAGCUAUAUUAUGUUUGCAGUCAUCCGCACCCUCACUGGCACUGCCCUGGCGGGCUUCACCAUCAUCGUGAUGCCACUGGAGCUGGAGUGGCUGGACGUGGAACACCGCACUGUAGCAGGUGUCCUGAGCAGCACCUUCUGGACGGGGGGCGUGAUGCUGCUGGCACUGGUCGGGUACCUGAUUCGGGACUGGCGAUGGCUUCUGCUGGCUGUCACCCUGCCUUGUGUCCCAGGCAUCCUCAGCCUCUGGUGGGUGCCUGAGUCUGCACGCUGGCUCCUGACGCAGGGCCGUUUGGAGGAGGCCCACAGGUACCUGCUCCACUGCGCCAGGCUCAAUGGGCGGCCUGUGGGUGAGGACAGCCUGAGCCUGGAGGAGCUGAGCAAAGUGGCAGCUACAGAGCGGGUGGUCCAAAGACCUUCAUACCUAGACCUGUUCCGGACACCACGGCUCCGACACAUCUCACUGUGCUGCAUGGUGGUGUGGUUUGCAGUGAACUUCUCCUAUUACGGCCUGAGCCUGGACCUGUCGGGGCUGGGGCUGAAUGUGUAUCAGACGCAGCUGCUGUUCGGGGCCGUGGAGCUGCCUGCCAAGCUGCUGGUCUACCUGUCGGUGCGCCACGCAGGACGCCGCCUCACAAUCGCAGGAGCACUGCUGGGCAGCGCCCUCUCCUUCGGCACCAGGCUGCUGGUGUCCUCAGAGAUGGUGUCCUGGAGCACCACCCUGGCGGUGAUAGGGAAAGGUUUUUCUGAAGCUGCCUUCACCACUGCCUACCUGUUUACCUCGGAGUUGUACCCUACUGUGCUCAGACAGACAGGGAUGGGGCUGACUGCACUGGUGGGCCGGCUGGGCGGCUCUUUGGCUCCACUGGUAGCCUUGCUGGAUGGAGUAUGGCUGCCACUGCCCAAGCUCACUUAUGGGGGGAUUGCCCUGCUGGCUGCCUUUACUGCUCUCCUGUUGCCCGAGACAAGGCAGGCGCAGCUGCCAGAGACCAUCCAGGACGUGGAGAGGAAGAGUGCCCCAUCCAGCCUUCAGGAGGAACAGAUGCCCAUGAAGCAGGUCCACGACUGAGUGGCUUAAGGAGCAUCCUUCCACAGAAGUUCUGCAUCAGGGGCUGUGAGAGCAAAAGGGAAAGCCCUGUGACCAGGGGCUGGAGGCAUAGAGCUCCCUGCUCAAGGUCAAAUUUGCUCUCUAUGCCCUUCUCUGUGCUCAUCCAACUUCUAGCAAUAGAGCAACUUCCCAGAAUGCAGUGGGCUGCUGGAGAAUUCUGGCACCUCUCUCAUAGCUGGUGGGACUGUGCCUCUAGGUUGGGGCAUCAGUAUGGAGCUGUGGGACAAGCCCUGGAUGGGAAGCCAUUGAGUCUGGUGCUGGCUUCCGCUUUGCCACUGAUUUGCUGUGUGACCUUGGGCAUGUGGCUUUCCCUUUUUGGACCUCAGUCUGUUCAUCUAUCAAAUGGACAAUGAAGCUUCUGAACAGACCUCACCACAA
This is a messenger RNA of Phyllostomus discolor (pale spear-nosed bat), 2106 nucleotides long. It is a transcript of the gene SLC22A7, whose product is annotated as solute carrier family 22 member 7. Gene Ontology annotation, biological process: transmembrane transport. The record is from RefSeq and is a predicted model, not a curated record. Gene Ontology annotation, molecular function: transmembrane transporter activity. Bases 49 to 1689 code for a protein of 546 amino acids. Lineage: Eukaryota; Metazoa; Chordata; Mammalia; Chiroptera; Phyllostomidae. Gene Ontology annotation, cellular component: membrane. The transcript is spliced from 10 exons.